AUGGCAAGGCAGCAAGCUCCUAAUCCUGGUUUCCUAAUGGAAAACAAGGCAAAAGGUAGUAGAAAUGAACAUGUUUCAAGUACUUUGGAACUGGAGAUGUUCUCUACAUCAACUAAUGAUAUAGAUACAAUGCUUCAGAAGCUAUUUGAAGGCUUCGAACAAGCAAAACACAUGGAAACUUCUAAACACUUUUGGAGCGGUUGGCCAACCGCCACUAUCUCCCAGAACUUGUGUAGUGCGAACUUGCUACAAGAAGAGGCUAAUGGUACCAUUGUUGUUCUGGUGCCUCCUCACCCCUCUGCUAAUGGAGUUACUCCACCUCCCAUUCCUGCCUUCCGACCACCACCCCCCCCUCAAGCAGCAGCAUUUCAGCCAAUGCCAAGAGCAGGGCAACCAGCAUGGCAUCAACAGCAGCCUAGACUCCCGCCUGGAAUGCCCCCACCUCAGGUUCAGCAAUUCCAGCCACCUCCACAAGCUGUUUCGGCUCUUCCACCACCAACAGGAAUGGUAAGUCAACCACCUGUUUGGCGACCACAACCACUGCCGCUACAACAACACGAUGGACGACCUAUGGCAUAUCCUCAACCCUCAAUGCCUCCACCACCUUCCUAUAGCCAGAUGCCGCCACCUCAAUGA
Messenger RNA from Arachis ipaensis, 636 nucleotides. Lineage: Eukaryota; Viridiplantae; Streptophyta; Magnoliopsida; Fabales; Fabaceae. The record is from RefSeq and is a predicted model, not a curated record.